Molecule: messenger RNA, 1782 nt
Organism: Geodia barretti
Lineage: Eukaryota; Metazoa; Porifera; Demospongiae; Tetractinellida; Geodiidae
Source: the annotation of a GenBank genome assembly
CCCAACUCUUUUUCACCACUCUAAUGGAGGAUACUUGUAGUCCUAAGCUAUUUCUGGCAUCGUUACUUGUCAUCGGUUUAUCGUUACCUAUGCUUGCUCAAGAGAUAUUCCGUGCUCCAGAAAAUACGACUGUUUACCUAGAUCAGUCAGUGGUGUUCACUUGUGAGGCAAGGAGUAGUCUCUCUAGUUGGUUGAUCAAUGGAACACUGCCAGAACACCUACCAUCUGGGACAAUUAGCGAUCUCUACCUUACCUCCACCAAUACUGAUGAAGGCAAUAGACUGUUAACACUCAACUUUCCAGCAAAAGCAUGGUACAACACAACUAGGGUGCAGUGCAUUACCAGAACACUUGGUGGUUCUUCAGCAGAGAGUAAUACUGCAACAUUGAUGAUUCAAGGUCCACUGUCAGCAGUCACUGUUCUGAGUUCCAUUAGCAAUGCCAGUUCAGUGACCAUCUCGUGGAGUGCUCCAUUCUCUCUGGAUGUGACUGGUGUUGAUCCUGAUAUCUGGUACUCUGUCCUCAUCUACAAUGUGACAGAUGAGAACAACCCAACAGCCAUCCUCUGUACUGACUGUAUCAAUAUCACUGAGACACACUACACCUUCACUCCUGACUACCUCAGUCCUUGUCAUGUGUACAACUUCUCUGUCAUCCCUCUGAAUGGAGCUGGCCAGGGAGAGAACACCUAUCUUACUAGUUCCUUACAUGAGUAUACUCUAUCAGAUCAUAGGUAUCUGUCAGAUCAUGAGGCGAAUAUUACAGUCUUCAAAAAACCGAGAAAUGUGUUUCAACUUAUGAUUACGGCACAACUCUUCAUGAUAAACAACACAGUGUUGUGCUUUCAGAAACACUUCAAACUCUACUACAACAGUAGUACUCAGGAACAAUGUCCAUCAGUAGUAUCAGUGGUUUCCCCAGAGCUAACUCCAGGUGACAUCUGGCUAAUACAAUCUGAGGUGGUCCUGAAGAGAGACUGUAACUACACUGUCCAUGUAGCCUCUCCUAGUGAAGCCUUGGACUCCAGCAGAAUAUUCUCAAUCAAUACGAGAGUUGUCAGGGUUGAAGUUGGUGAACUUGAGGGAGAGGUAGUGGUAAGGUGUGUGUUCAGACACACCCUCUCCCAGAGGUGCUAUGUGCAGCUGGUGAGUAGUGAGGUGGAGGGAGGGUUCCAGGAGGGAGGGUGUGUGGAGGGGGAGGGAGAAGGUGUCCACAGGUUCCCUGGCCUCCUCCCUGCUACAUACACUGUGUUGGUCUACGGUCUGGUGGCAGGGGAGGGGGGACUCUUGUUCUCCAGCUCCUGGAGAUCCCGACUACAUCACUGUAGCUACUGUCCAUGGUCCCCACCCAUCCUCUGCCAACAAUCAACCUUCUCCUACUGAUAAGAUGACAAUGCCACAUGUUACUCCAAAUCCCUGGUGUGCUGAAGGAAUUGGUGUUGGUGUAUGUAUGGGAGCUAUUGCUACAUGCAUUUUGUUUGUGAUGGGGAUCAUUGUAGUAAAAGUGCUCAAGAAACACAGAGAAAGAAUGAAAGUGGCUAAGUCAUCAGCAGCAUCUUCCCAACGUGUGACAAUGGAGAAGAACAUGGCAUAUGAGUUGCAUAAACCACAGCAUCGGAGAAAAGGCCACACUGCACCUCAACAGUACUGUCAAACCCCAAACCCUAUAUAUGAAGAUUUGAAGUAAUGUGUGUAAUCUGCCAUCGGUUUGUUUUCAUUAUCUGCCUUUUUACCCAGUGCACCUAUAUAAUUAUGCUGUGUUAUCCAUCAAAGUAUUUUUACA